Molecule: messenger RNA, 1545 nt
Organism: Camponotus floridanus (Florida carpenter ant)
Lineage: Eukaryota; Metazoa; Arthropoda; Insecta; Hymenoptera; Formicidae
Exons: 5
Coding region: 492-1301 (269 amino acids)
Source: RefSeq, a predicted model, not a curated record
GGAGCAUAUGGACGAGAGAAGAAGGAUCCAUUGAAGGAAAAUAUUCUGAAUGAUCAGCGGACGAAUUUAAAUACGAAUAUAAAUAACAUCAAAUUAAUGAACCACGCGCGUAAACAAUCAAACGACAACCGGUCAUAAAACAAAAAAAUCUUAUUCUCAAUCUCUCUCUUCGAUUACUUUAGCAGGAUACGAGCUCGAGUCCAAUUGUUUGCAAGACGUAGAAACGGCAUGUAGGUGAUAAGACCGGGUAUCCGCAGCAUCCACGGGGUGGGGAAGAAUGGACGAGGGUGGUUCUCCGCGUGGGUCGAUUCAUCGUGGCGCUUCGACGCGGGAGGACGAGGGCGUCCGCAUCGCGAGGAUGUCCAGAGAGAGGGAGAGACAGAGAUAGAGAAAGGAAGAGCGAGUUCCAAGGGCGUACAACGGCCAGUAACGAGUCGGGGGACGCGAGCGAUGCUUGCAGGCGUCGCCCUGGCGCCGCUGUCCGAGAACAGAUGGAGCCGACCCGCGUACCCCGGGGCCCCGGUCCGCGUCUCGUCUUCCUCUUCGCCACGCUCGUGUUGACGUUCGCAGCGACGGGGCUCCUAUGUGGUGCGAUAAUGUCGGAUCAUUGGGAAGAGAUCGGCUGGGACAAGGAAGACCUAAUGCACGCGAACGUCAAUCUCACGUGGUAUCUGAACGAUCAGGUGGCAAUGCUAAAGUCUUCCGUUAAUCAUCGAACUAAUCGUGUUAUCAAAACUUCGUCCUUUUUGGUCCCCAUGCACGGCGGGAUUUGGAUUAUGUGUGUUACAUUGUCAGAGGAAGAAAUACAACUAUUAAAUCAGGUGGGUUUCCCACAAGAGAGGUGCAUCAAUUAUUUGACACCGGAUGAAACGCACGAAGAAAUACGUGUAGCUUGGCAAAAUCGAAUGCAAAAUCUGAGUAUCUCGUGCUCUUUAGUGUGCCUAAUCAUUUUAGGAUGUGCCGCGCUUAUAGGAUUUUUCGGACUGUGUAGGCAUCAGAUAUCGGCCGUUCUCGUGACAGGAGUAAUGUAUCUUCUUGCAGCAACAUUCGCAUUGUUUACGCUGACGAUCAUUCAUUUCAAGAGGGACCAUGGGACCAAAUCAGUAAUGGACGGAGGUCCUGAGGACGGCGUGAUCGGCAUGCCUGUUCCUCGCAGCGUCCUCAAGGCCAGAAAGUUCACUACCGCAUGGAGCAUGGAUCUAGGAUGGGGUGGAGUCACCCUUUGUGCCCUCGCAUCGGUCGCCUGGAUCCUCCUCAGUAAGAUCAUGCGCUUCAGCCCGAUCGCUGCCAUGAUCGCGUAGCAGUGGGACGCCUUCGAGGUUUAAGGUCGUUUCUGAUAAUCACUACAUUUCGAUUAUUUCUGCGAUCCUUUUCAUUAAAUUUCGAUAUUUUCUAAUCACGAUGGCGCAAAAGAUUUGUUCUUUUUCUACAAAUUUUUCAAGUUCUGCUUCAAUUUUCUAUAACAAAUUAAUAUAUAUAACAGAUAUUUUCAAAGUCACAUUCAUUAUAAUUAAAAAAUGACUUAUCUUGCAACAUGUAUAUGAA